CCUCUCCCUCCUCCAGCUGGAUGUCGCGCGACGCGGACCUGCUAGCUUCCUACUGAACCGCUUUCUCCGCUAACAACGAGACCACUUUUUUCAUUGUUUUUUUUUUCUUUUUUCCCCUUCUCCUUUUUUAUUAUUUUAUCUUUUGUUUGGAUAGACAGCCGCUCCGCUCCACCACCAUGGCUUCCAACUUCAAUGACAUAGUCAAGCAGGGGUACGUGAGGAUACGGAGUAAGAAACUGGGGAUCUUCAGGAGGUGUUGGCUGGUGUUCAAGAAGGCCUCCAGCAAAGGACCUCGACGGCUAGAAAAGUACCCCGAUGAGAAGGCAGCCUACUUCAGGAGCUUCCACAAGAUCACCGAGCUCACCAACAUCAAGAACAUUACCCGGAUGCCACGGGAGACAAAGAAGCACGCUGUCGCCAUCGUCUUCUGCGACGACACAUCCAAGACAUUUGCCUGCGAAUCAGAGCUGGAUGCAGAGGAGUGGUGCAAGCUGCUGUGUGUGGAGUGCCUGGGCACCUGUCUGAACGACAUCAGCCUGGGAGAGCCGGACCUGUUAGCAGCAGGGGUGCAGCAGGAGCAGAACGAGCGCUUCAACGUGUGCCUCAUGCCCACCCCCAACCUGGACAUCUACGGGGAGUGCACCAUGCAGAUCACCCACGAGAACAUCUACCUGUGGGACAUUCACAACGCUCGCCUCAAACUCGUCAUGUGGCCUCUCAGCUCCCUGCGCCGAUACGGCCGAGACUCCACCUGGUUCACCUUCGAAUCUGGCAGGAUGUGUGACACAGGAGAGGGUUUGUUUACGUUCCAGACCCGUGAGGGGGAGAUGAUCUACCAGCGGGUCCACUCGGCCACGCUGGCCAUCGCCCAGCAGCAUGAGAGGAUGAUGGAGGAGAUUGAGAAGAGCUCCCAGUUCCACCCCAGAGAGACUUUAACCAAGUCCAUCUCCCUGCCACGCAGCGCCUACUGGCAACACAUCACACGUCAGACCAGUGUGGGGGACCUCUUUGGUUACCAAGGGAGUUCUGGAGAAGAGAGACUCACAGACAGAGAAACCGGACUGUCGAUGACUUUCAUCCCCCGAGCGCAGACGUUCCCCAGCUUCCUGUCUGAUGAACCUGAGCAGGAGAGCCACCACCAGGAAGAGGCGCCAUCGCCCUCUAGUGGCCGUGAAUCUAGUUGCAGUCUCAGACCGCUUCAAUGACAGAGAAUCUGCCUGAGCAACUGUGGACACUUAACUCCUCAUGUAGAUUUCAAAAACUGUACAGUGAAAUGUAAAAUAGUGUUUCUUUAGGAUAAUUAUGGAGGAUUUAGAGGAUGCUUGUUUUUGUGUGAUCUGCAACGGAGAAGAUUGCACCAAAAACUCUUUAAAUGUGACUUGAGUGUUUCAUGUUGUCAUUUCUCUGUUAAUUCCUGCAUGAGCUACUUUCCCUCUCUUUUUUACACAAAACACUUUGCAAGAAUUUGGAGGCACCAACUCUUCCCAAGUCGGUUUUCUUAAAAAAAUAAAAAAAUGUUCAGUUAUUUUGUUUCAAAGUUGAUGAAAUUAGGCUCAGUCCAACAAUCUGCUGCCUCAGCACCCAGCUCAAAAGAAACUCCACCAGUUUUGACACAUAAUCCUCCCACACUCACUGCACGCUGCUUUUCUCUCAAGAAUGAGAAAUCGAUCAAUGCCGAACACAGGAACAGCUUGACGUCGAUGGCAGUGAUGAAUCAGCUCAGCUCCCUAAUCAGUUACCCCCCCCCCCCCCCCCCCCCCCCCUAAAAAAUAAGCACAAGUCAUUCAGAAAUGCUCUUCAAGGAUACGGGGGCGGAUCAUUGAGUCAGAAAUGAUAAAAGUGCACUCCUCUCACUGCAUCUGCUUUAAACUGCUGGCAUUACCUUUUCAGCUCAAGUAAAUUGACUUUAAUGGCUUCCUGGCUCUUCAGAAGCCUCGGCUAUCAGAGGGAACUGAUAAGAUGUUUGUUAGCUAAAGGUGGGGAAAGGGUGACCCGAUGGGAUGGGUUUUGCUAAGUGGAUGAUAACCGUGAGGAAAAUAAACAGCCAUGUAAAUUUAAACCGAAUGGAUGAAGGAACAGUAAAACCUGUGAUGCUUUAGUUUAACAUGGUUUGGUGUCCACUUCAGGAUUGUCCUUAGGCCUCGGGAGAAUGUCUUCAGACCAAAUCAGGAAGAAAAGCCACCAGGAAAGGACAUUUUAACAAAUCAUACGUCUUUUCUUCGUACCUGCUGCCCUCUUGAUUUUAGUGAAAAAGCUUCAAGAAAGAGAAAGUACCAAAACAAAAGUAACACUAAAUAAGAUUCACGCUUCUUCCUCCUUCUGGUUGAAAGCAGAAUAAGUAGAACUGUAGCUAGAGCUAACAAUGAGCUAAUGCUAACAUGAGCCUACUAAUACUAAAAUAAACCACAAAGUAAAAAGAUCCACACUAUUGAACAAAAAAAAAAUUACUUACAAGUCCCAUUGCAGCAAAGCCAAGUCUGUGUUUUUUUUAGCCUCCUUCAGCUCUCUCCAACUAGCGUGGGCCGCACCGAUGUCCACUCUGGUUUUAGCUCUUUGCUUCACCUCCAGACAUUACUCUCUUACUUUUACUUCCAGGCUCUGCCAUGAUGCCAACACAAAAAUCUAAAUUCUUCUUCUCUUUAUUUUGACAGGAAGUGAACAAUUAAAGCUAACUGCUAUAUCAAUAAAGCUGCCUUAAAAUGAGCUACCAGCACCGUGAAAGACCGGCCUCCACAGGCGCCAACAGGAAGUUACUAAGUGCAGUCUGAGGGCAGCAGAGCUGUCCGGUUUCAAGUUCCUCAAGAAUCACUGAACUAGUUUGAAAGCAUUAGCUUAAUGUGUUACAAUAUUUUAGUGCAGCUUUAAUGCUUUCUCAUCUGGUGGCAUUUUUCCCCUUCAUACCAGAUGCUUUCAUGUAUGAUGUUUUCAUUUAUUUUUACUGAUACUUGUUUUUUGUCUGCAGGCUCUUUGGUCUUCAGAUUUAAAGGUAUAGCAAUCAAUGUUUUUCUUCCGGGUGGAUCACGUCAACCAUUGGUCCGCAAAAAAUGUCAAUUUUUGGUGAAGCCAAUCCUGGGUUAGUUUUUACUUCCUGUGCAUGCGUGGUCUGUGCACCCCCGCACUCUCAUGGAAAUCAGGAAGAGGCUAACGCGGUCCAGUCCGCUCCCCAAAGACGUCGCUGUUGCCGGUUUUCUGCUCGAGAGGUAAGCUAAUGUUCUGCAUGCUAUUUUUGGAGCCUCUUAUUACACAAUACGGCCGGCAGCUACUUGUAAACAGGCGCUGGGAGAGUGCAGCGCAACGUGGAGAGGGCGGUGCUUUCCUGAAAUUCAGAAACAUCGAUUGCUAUACCUUUAAGGUGUUUUUGAGACGCGAGAAUGUCCAAAAAUUAAAUUUACGUGUAGCUGGUGGUCAGACCACCAGUUGUGCAACAAUCUCACUAUUUUAGCUCUCGUUUAACUUUUUCAAAUUACCCUUUAUUUAUUUUUCUUUCAACAGUUUUUUAAAAGUUUAGACGACCAGUUGGGCUGGACUGGGGGCAAAGUGCUCAGUUAGGAAUCCAUCUUGAAUUUCUGCUCCACUGACAGUUCCAUGGAUUAAAAAACUCGUGUUCAUUUACUUACAUCUCAGAGCCGGGGCUUUGGGCAUUGACCCUGUUCAAACCUUAGGUUGGAUAAAGAACCAGGAACGGUGAAGGGAUUGUUGUCCUCCAGUAUUUAUUAAAUAUUGAUGCUGUCUUUGAUUCUGUAGUGCCUUAAAGCUGUUCUGUCAAUACAACUCAGUGUUUGGGCCCAUAGAUCUUUUUAUUUGAUAUCUUCUUAAAUGAUCUUUUCUUGGGGAGUGCAAACUAAAAAGCCAUAACAAUGUGACCACCAACAGUCUAAGGAGACUAAGUUAGACCCUGCUGAGUGAAAGUCUAUCUGCUCCGAUGUUGGCAACACCUCCCUUCAUCUAACAACCAGGACACUUCAAACCCUGCCUUGUUUGUUUGUUAUAUAUGUGGAAAACAAAGGCUAAAGACUGAUUUUCUACUUCUCCAUCUGUGUGGGUAAAGAGAUGCGCAACGCCAUGAUGCUAUGGUAGAUUUGUCAAGUCCUGAGUAGUCAGAGUAGCCUUUAGAUUAGCAUAUCGCUAAUGAAUGUCUGCGUCAGACAAUUUCUCCAAAUAUGUCGUCUAAAAAUAAUUUUUAUUAGAAGUUUUGUGACCUGGUGAUUACACCCCUCUUGUUUGUGCCAUGCUAGGCUAGGCUAGGCUAGGCGUUCCUCUGUUCUUGUUGUCCACAAGUCAGUAGGUUCAUGAAUCACCAUCUCUUUGCUUUUGUCACGAUAACAAAAGUGUUACUCAACAUGUAAAAGCAUGUAAUCUUUAUUUCUAAAAUGCAUCUGCUAGCACCAGCAGGAGCUACGGUUUCAGACGGCAUUAGCACUGUGGCUAAAAUAACUGCAGAAAACCAAUCAAUUGCAUUUAUUAUUAUAAUUUUUCUGUCAAGUUAUUGACUGAAAGUCACACAUAAAAACAGAGUAAUUUCCCUUCCGACAUGAAGUGCCUUUGGACGCCGACUGCAGUGACAUCCAACCAAAGCAGACUUGAGGUUCAGACAUGAAUCUACAUUCAAAACCUCCAUUUUUCAUGAGGCGAAACACUUUCAGCUCAGUAGUUGCGGUCUUUAAAUACGUUUAGUCAAAAAGGGUUUCCACUGACAAUCAACUCCAGGCAGCACAGCAGUCGUUUGUGAGUGGUAUUGCUUUUGUUUGUGUCUGGUCUACAAGGGAACUACAUCAUAUUUCCAAGUAGCUGGAACAGUACAAGCACAUUUAGACUUAAAAUGAUAUUUUGUUGUCGUUUGUGAAAAUAAAUGAAAAACGCAUCGGUAGCAUUGAGUUCCAGAUAGACUACCAGUAGAACAUUGGUAGCUUUCAUUCCACAGCCUCGGAUAUAUAACAAUUACAUCACUUUGGAAAAACACUUUUUUGGCUUAUCUGGCUACAUUUCUGCCCAAGUGUGGAGUAUGGGUAAUUAUAUGUAAAUGAGUCCCACUGCGCCGUUGGUCAUACAUACUGAAACAAGUAGAGAACGUUCUAGCUGAUUAUUCUCCAUUUUUCUUGCUCUCCACUUGUUCAUAGAGAAGUGGUGAUUUCUGUUGUUACGCGUUUCUUUUUGUCCACAAUGGGUUUUUUUAACAUGUAUGUUCAGAGCACUUUGAGUACAGGAGCGUAGGACUGCAGUUUCCAUCAAAUGUACAUAUGUAAUGUUUUGACGAGCAACAGUAAUAAACUGAAUGUUCAAACAG
This is a messenger RNA of Nothobranchius furzeri (turquoise killifish), 5284 nucleotides long. RefSeq names its product docking protein 6 (gene dok6). Lineage: Eukaryota; Metazoa; Chordata; Actinopteri; Cyprinodontiformes; Nothobranchiidae. Gene Ontology annotation, cellular component: cytoplasm. Gene Ontology annotation, biological process: positive regulation of MAPK cascade; Ras protein signal transduction; cell surface receptor protein tyrosine kinase signaling pathway. The record is from RefSeq and is a predicted model, not a curated record.